Molecule: messenger RNA, 1816 nt
Organism: Camellia sinensis
Lineage: Eukaryota; Viridiplantae; Streptophyta; Magnoliopsida; Ericales; Theaceae
Source: RefSeq, a predicted model, not a curated record
CGAAACGAGCCUCUAAACCCUAGACAGCCGUUAUCUUCUUCCCUCACACCUCUCUCUCUCUCUCUCUCUCUGUUUCUCUCUCUUCAAUGGCAGAACUUCAAAACUCCUCUCUUCAUCCUCCACCUUCAUCAUUGUCUAGGGUUAGCACAGAGACGGUGCAAAAGGCAGUGAAAGCUCUUCUCAAAUGGCGAACCUCCCAAUCAAAAACCCAAAAACCACAACUCUUCGAUCAAGACGACGAUUUCAUCUACCUAAUCCUCUCUCUCAAGAAAAUCCCUCCAAAAUCUCGCACAAACGCUUACAAAAUCCCCCUCCCCCACUCUCUCCGCUCCAAUUCCGUCUCCUCCGAGUUCUGUCUCAUCAUCGACGAUCGACCCAAAAACUCCUCCAAACUCACUUCUGAAUCGGCCAAGAAAAAAAUCAAUUCGGAGGACAUACCAAUCACCAAAGUCCUGAAGUUAUCGAAACUAAAAUCUGAUUACAAACCCUUCGAGGCGAAGCGCAAGUUAUGUGAUUCGUUCGAAAUGUUUUUUGCUGAUAGAAGAAUUAUUCCGCUGCUUCCCAAGCUUUUAGGGAAGCAAUUUUUCAAGAGGAAGAAGAUUCCUGUGCCUGUGGAUUUGAGUCAUAUGAAUUGGAAGGAACAAAUUGAGAAGGCGUGCUCGUCGGCGCUUUUGUAUUUGAGGACUGGGACUUGUAGUGUUGUGAGAAUCGGGAAGGCUUCGAUGGAGAGUGGAGAGAUUGUGGAGAAUGUGAUUGCUGCCAUUGAUGGGGUUGUCGAGGUUUCUCCGAAGAAGUGGGCUGGUGUGAGGUCUUUUCAUUUGAAGUUUUCGGACUCUGUCGCGUUGCCGAUUUAUCAGACGUUGCCUGAUAUGAAGCUGAAGAUUGAAGGGAAAAAGGAAUUUGAUGAAGGGGUUAGAAAGGAAUUUGAUGAAGGGGUUAGAAAGGAAUUUGAUGAAGGGGUUAAAGAAGAGAGUAAGGAAGAUGAGAAAUUGGGUAAGAAAAAGGGUGGGUUGAAGAAGAAAGGGAGGAUUCAUGAAGUUAGGUAUAUGGAUAGUGAAUUGGAAGGUGCAUUGGGGAAUGAGGAUGAUGAGGAAUAUAUUGGGAGUGAGAAGAGUGAGAAUGAUGGUGAGGGUGGUGAUGAAUUGGGGGGUAAGAAGAGAAAGAAGGGUGAUGCAUUGAAUGGUGGAAUGGUUUCAACAAAAUUGAAUGGGGAGAAAAGAUCGAAGAAAUCGGCUACUAAAGUAGAGAGGGCUGAAGAAUCUGUUCAAAAGAAAGUUAAGAAGGGUGGUGUUGGAAAGUUGAAGGAUGGGGCACGCAAGGUUAAGGAUAAAAAAAGUAAGAAACAACUGUCAGCCCAGUGAUUCAUUUGGAAUGUGUUCUGUCUUUGGCAUUGCUGAGGAACUUAGCUGGAAGCAUGUUGCAUUUGGAGUCCUUGAGCAACUUUUUGCUCAAGUACAUGAAUUUUGGUAUUUUGUUUUAUUUGUUGUUCUGGCUUUAUAGUUUGUAAGUUAGUUUAUUCAAGGAUUUUAACAUCGGCUAAUCAACUUGCUUUGGUGUAAUGAUUCUGAAUGAAUUACUAUAACUGAGUUUAUCUUUAGUUUGUUCUUUGGAAGCUUCUUCAGUUUUAGUGUGACACUUGUGGGAAAAGCUCAUUCAUUGUUUCGUUGACUUAUCAAUUUGCUUGAGUAUACAUGAGUAGGUGCUAUACAUGAAGACGUUGUUGUAAUGCUUUAUUAUUUAUCAGGUUCAACUGUUAUUAAUAGAAUUGGUCUAUGAUAUCUAAUGAGAAAAACAGAAGGAAGAAACUGUUCUAGGA